This is a messenger RNA of Mytilus californianus (California mussel), 730 nucleotides long. Its product is annotated as mammalian ependymin-related protein 1-like. Bases 43 to 663 code for a protein of 206 amino acids. Gene Ontology annotation, biological process: cell-matrix adhesion. Lineage: Eukaryota; Metazoa; Mollusca; Bivalvia; Mytilida; Mytilidae. The record is from RefSeq and is a predicted model, not a curated record. The transcript has 6 exons. Gene Ontology annotation, cellular component: extracellular region; lysosome. Gene Ontology annotation, molecular function: calcium ion binding.
GCCAACUGACCCUCGCAGUCCGCUUGUCACAUUUGAAUCGAGAUGAAGUACCUAAUUGCUCUGUGUCUUCUUGUAGUUUCGGCUUACGCCCAGGCUCCAAAGCCAUGUGAUUCCCCACCACAAUGGGAGUCCAGAGAAAUUAGGCAAGAUUACUCAAGGAAGUUUGCAGAGUACCGUAAACUUAGUUAUGACGAGACCAACAAAAGGAUUCGUGAGGUUGAAGAAAUCAUUAUUGGAAAUGACAAAGAAUAUUAUGAUAGGCUUUAUUUACACAACGAGAACAAGAAUUAUUCAUUAAACUUGAAAACCAGAAAGUGUGAAGUGACUGCGCUUACUAGGCCAUUCCGUUACAGAGGUGUUUACCCUCAGGCUAAAUUUGAUGGUAUCUUUAACAUCGGAGCUGUUGGUGUUUCUGGAGAAGUUGUUGCCGUUCAAGCAUGGUCUGCCAAUAUAACUGGAGGAUUCUUUUACACUGGUUUAGUAACAUAUCCUAGCUGUUAUCCUGUACAGAACAUCUACUUCAGUAAAGAGUAUGGAUUUGAACAUUCAGAUUAUUUUGAUUUGAAUAUUGGUAUUGUGGACUUGAAUGUGUUUGUACCACCACAAGAAUGUAUGCAAGCAGAAAAAAAGAUGCAGCAGAAGAAUAUUUCACCGAUAGUUUAACUCAUGAACUUUUGCAAUGAGUUGUAUUAUCACAAUAAAAAAUUAAAAAACACCAUUCGUAUAUUUA